This is a messenger RNA of Zingiber officinale, 944 nucleotides long. Its product is annotated as protein TRACHEARY ELEMENT DIFFERENTIATION-RELATED 7A-like. The record is from RefSeq and is a predicted model, not a curated record. The transcript has a single exon. Lineage: Eukaryota; Viridiplantae; Streptophyta; Magnoliopsida; Zingiberales; Zingiberaceae. Gene Ontology annotation, biological process: plant-type secondary cell wall biogenesis. Bases 37 to 795 code for a protein of 252 amino acids.
CAAAUUACAAGCCAUACAAAUUAAACUUAUCGAUAUAUGGCCAACUUCCCAUGCCGUCCUUUUAAUCCAUUCUGUAUUCCACCUCCUCCUGGCAGUCGUAGCCCCCCUCCACCUCCAUCCCUGCCACCUCGCAGGAGCCCCCCGCCUCCCUCUCCAAUUAUGAUCCCACCACCUCCACCACCACGUCGGAGUCCCCCUCCUCCCUCGCCAAUUGUGACCCCGCCACCUCCGCCACCACGCCGAAGUCCCCCGCCUCCCCCUCCAAUUGCGAUCCCGCCUCCGCCGCCGCCUCGACGAAGGCCCCCACCGCCAUCACCUGCAGCUGUACCCCCACCACCCCCGCCCUCAAGGCAGCCACCACCGCCACCUCCUAAACUGCCACCGACUCCUAUCCGCCCGCCGCCAGCCCCAGUCGCACCACUGGCUCCGCCUCCGCCGAACCCAAGCAACAAUGUCGUCAUCGUGGUGGUCGUCUCCUUCGGCGGCCUCUUCUUCCUUGCAUUCCUUGCGGCCGCCAUACUCUGUUUCUUGAAGAAGAAGAAGAAGAGGAAGCAGAAGAUGGCGGCGAAAGAAGAGUUGGUGGAGGUGGAGGAUCAUGUGCACGUGCAUGAGACGGUGGUUCCGGGGCCGCAUGGGCAGCAACUUGCCGCUCUCGUCGUCGAUGAGGACGUCGUAGUCCGCGAGAGGUCGAAGAGGGGGGAGGCGACCGCGGUUGCUAAAGCUUCGCGCGGUGGGCCCGUGGACCUAUCUGCGGGCUCCUCUGCCGGAACCAGUCGCCCCGGCCCGGCCGGUUAACAGAAAAGGUUGAUAGCGGUCCACCUGAAAGUUGUGGGGGAUGGGUUGAUUCUUUAAUAACUAUAUAAUUGUGUGUUUAAUAACUUGUAUAAUUGUGUGUUUGGAAUUUCAUAAGAAUAAUUGUGUUUAGGGAGAUGGGUUAUAUUUCA